Astyanax mexicanus (Mexican tetra) is the source of this 5156-nucleotide messenger RNA. It is a transcript of the gene znf148, whose product is annotated as zinc finger protein 148. Gene Ontology annotation, cellular component: nucleus. Gene Ontology annotation, biological process: regulation of transcription by RNA polymerase II. The record is from RefSeq and is a predicted model, not a curated record. Gene Ontology annotation, molecular function: RNA polymerase II cis-regulatory region sequence-specific DNA binding; DNA-binding transcription factor activity, RNA polymerase II-specific. NCBI's taxonomy places the organism in Eukaryota, Metazoa, Chordata, Actinopteri, Characiformes, Acestrorhamphidae. The transcript has 7 exons. The coding region runs from base 196 to 2637 and encodes 813 amino acids.
CACAGCCUCCCUCUCUCUCUCUGUUCUGCAUACAGAGCUCCAGUACAGUACAGCUGGAAUGUGGCUAUUAGCACUGCGGCUAGCCAGCUGCUCUCAGCCAGAGAAAACUUUUUUCAGGAAGAUCAUGCCUGCCGCUCUUACACCGCCACCGGCCCUGUAAAAAGCGAGUGAGCCACAGCUAAAUAAGUGACAAAGAUGAACAUCGAUGACAAGCUUGAGGGAAUCCUGAUUAGAUGUGGCACUGCGGACCUACACCACUCAUCCAGAGCUCUGGCACCCUCUGGAGUGGACAGAAGAGGAGGAGGCCUGAAUAUGUCUCUUGGGGAAAAGAGCUUGGCCAAUCAACCCCUCCUGGCAGAAGAUGACGAUGAUGAGGAGGAGGAGGAUGAGGAGGAGGAGGAUGGUGACCUGGCUGCAUCUACACUGACCUCAAACAACCUUAACUCGCAAGAUGUACUGAUGGUUCAUGAGGAGACAGUGAAGAACGAUGGUGAGGAAGAGCCAGACUUCUCCCAGUGCCUCCCCCAUAAGCUGCCAUACACACUCCAUAUGCCUGUGAAUAUUAAACAGGAAGUGAAGGUGUCAGACUCACCAGUUUUUGGGAAAAAGGACAAGAAACUGGGCAAGGACCUAAUAGAAUCCCACAAAAAGAAGAAGAGAAAACAGCGCUCUCCAGCCAAGAUUCUCACUAUUAAUGAAGAUGGGUUGCUGGGACAUCAGAGUCCAAAGUCACACAUCUGCGAACACUGCAAUGCUGCUUUCCGAACAAAUUACCAUCUGCAAAGACAUGUCUUCAUUCAUACAGGAGAAAAGCCUUUCCAGUGCAGUCAAUGUGACAUGCGUUUCAUUCAAAAGUACUUGUUGCAGAGGCAUGAGAAAAUUCACACAGGAGAAAAGCCUUUUCGUUGUGAUGAAUGUGGAAUGAGAUUCAUUCAGAAGUAUCAUAUGGAGAGACACAAGAGGACACACAGUGGGGAGAAGCCCUAUCAGUGUGAUUACUGCCACCAGUACUUCUCCAGAACAGAUAGAGUCUUGAAGCACAGACGAAUGUGCCAUGAAAAUAAGGAGAGGAAAGCCAAUAUAGCAGCUGCCAAAGAUGAACUUCUGGAAAACACAGAAACCCUGGCAUUCUCUUUCCCUUCCAAGGAGUACACCCUACCCAAGAAAAAACGGCAGAAGAUGUCCGAUAAGAACCGUACCUUGACCACAUGUAUGGCUGUGGCAGACAAAACAGUGGAGGCUAGCGGUGAGGAGAAGAUGGAUGAAAGACCUGUCAAAAACGAGUGUCUUCCACUCUAUGCUGUGGCCACCAAGGUAAAGGAUGAAUACGUACUGGCAGGAUAUUCAGUUGAGCUGCCAGAUUCUUCUCUGGAGAAUAGGCACCUUACAGGGGAGGUGUCUUCUGAUGAGAUCAUUUUUCCUCCAAAGAUAGUGCUAAAGAAGAUUGCUAGCAAGAAAGGUGUGAAGCAGCAGUCCUUAGAUCAACCCCAGGCCCUUUCCCCUUUAUCAUCCUUCGAGGAGGGAAAAGUCACAAGAUACACAUUUGAGAUUGUGGAUAACAAAGGCCUGCUGGAGGUAGAGCCAAGCACUGACUUGGAGAGUGUUGAUCCCCUUCAUGGUGGGCCGGCAAAACCUACUGGGAGCAGCACAAACUAUGACGAUGCCAUGCAGUUUCUCAAAAAGAAACGUUACCUCCAGGCAACCACGACUAACAACAAUAGGGAUUAUGCCCUGAAUGUGAGUAGCAUUUCUUCACAGCCCUCCAUCACUCAGGCUUCCGUGGCCACCGUCAUAGACGAGACUGUUCCUGCUACAAUCCUUUCUGAGACUCAGACUCUAAACGUAGAAAUUAAGACCAGUGCUGAAAAGAGUGUUUUCCCAGAUGAAGUCCUGCAGUCGCUUUUGGAUCACUACUCCAACAAGACCAACGGACAGCCAGAGAUCAGCUUCAGUGUAGCAGACACAGAAGUGACCUCCAGCAUCUCCAUUAAUUCAUCUGAUGUUUCUGAGAGCAGCCCUACUGAGGACUUGGGAAACAGUUCCCAAGCUCCCCCAGCAGAGAAAGCCAGCCUUCUUCAGGAGUACUCAAAGUUUCUCCAGCAAGCAUUGGAGAGGACCAGUCAGAACGACACCUACCUAAACAACCAGAGUCUUACAUUUGUGUCUGAUGGUGCAAGCCUCGCCAGUCAGCCCUUGUUUUCUACAGACAAACAGUUUGCUUCUCUGAGUCGGUUCAGAUCAGGGAUGAACUCUCCUCCGAGAUCAACCUUGGAGAAACCCCACUUUGGGCUUUUAGUUGAUUCCCAACAUUCUUUCUCAUUUUCAGGGGAUGAGACUAACCCCUCCUCAGUUUCACCAACCGAGGACUUUCUGGAGCAGGUCUCGUCUCCUAAAAAGACAGACACUCAGGGCAUCAGUCAAACAUUUCAAAUAGCCAGUUUUGACCAGAACUUCCGAUCUCAGUUCCAGUCAUCCCGUUCAGGACUGUCAUCACAGUUCAGUGUUGCCAAUGGACAGGUCACCUUAAGAAGUCAUGGUGGAACAGACUUCCCAGAAUUCCAACUUGUAAAUGUUACUGAGACCAGAACUCAAAUAACCUCAUCCCCAGAUGCUACAAGCAGCCAAACUUUUGGCUAAAGAAAGCUAUUUAAGAUUUCAGUCAUUUAUAAAGCACUUUAUACUCCGGGUCUCUGGUUUCUGCAAUCAUGAGCAGCACCACCUCAGCUGUUGAUCUCUUGGAAAGCAUUUGACAGUUUUGUCAAUAAAUCACGGGUGGGAAUCAUCUUAGCUUACUUUUAAAGCACUUACCAGUCAUAUAAUGUCGCUUUGUGUGUAUUUAAAGGCACUUUCCCUGAUUUCUUUCUUUUUCCUUUUCUUUUUUUUUUUUGAAUCAGCAUUGUGUACAUUUGCAACGCGUACUGCACAGGCAAUCCCUCCUCAAGAGUUUACCUUGCUUAAACUUUUAAAUUCUGAAUUUUCUAUUCUACUAAAACUAUAUAAUUAAGAUAUUUUUGCACAUACCUUUAAAGGUAAUAUUAAAUGGAAAGAAACUUAAGCAGUACAAUAAAAAUAGGUACAUCUAUGACCAGUAGUGUAUUUGUACAUCAUUGAAAAUACCAAUUGUAAAUUUAUACAUAAAACAAAUUCUCAUGCCAAUCAAACUAAUCAACAAUGACAUGAUUGCAUACAUUUUCACAGCACAUGGGUACUUUAGAAAAUACCUAAACCUUUAGUUUAGACACUCAGAGACUCAUUAAGAACUGAAUGGAACUAAACACCUUCAGCUAUACUGGGAUAAUAUACCUCAGAUAUAUAAUUAGUACUGUUAUUGCAAAAGUGUGAUACAUUUUAAGAAAGAUUUUAAAAUUACAGUGAUUUUGAGUGGUGACAUAGGACUGCUUAGAUAAGAUUUCUUUUGCAUGUAGUGCCUUUUUGUGUUUUUGCAAAAGUUUUUGCAAGUCUGAAUAUUCUAAGCGUUCCUUCUUCCUUCCAAAUUUGACACUGAAAGCAAAGAGAGCCUAAGGAAGGGUUUUAGAAUUAGUUGUUAAUACACUCAACUUAGGCUUUGUUGGCAAAAAACCCUAUGCUCUGUACUUAAGGAUAUUCUAGUUCACAACUGAACUAAGAUGCCUAGCCUGAAUGACUCAGUGUUAAUAGUCAUUUUUUGAAGCACCCGUUUCCCAUAAUUACAGUUAUGGAUGUGAUUUAUAUAUUGACUUUAGAAGAUAAGAGGAAAUGUCUUAAAUUGAAAAGUCUGUUAAUCUUUAAUUGAUUAGUCCUUGAUAGUAAGAUUAUGAAUUUGGAAAUAUGCGUUUCAGUUAUCUAGCUUAAAUCUAAUUUCUUAUUAAUAAAAAAAAAUGUACUCUUAAAAAAGUACAUUUUACAUCUGUCAGCUGACAUUCUCCUGUCUCUGUGUGUGGUUGACAAAAAAAAUGCAUGAUUCAGAUCUCUGGUACAGCUUCAUUAUAUGGUAUUGAUAAACAUUUAUGUUUAUUCUACAUUCUGGUAUUGAUCAAGAAUUUAUAGUGUAAAUGAAAUGCCUUGGUUGUUUAUUCUGAUUUCUAUUUUUUUGUGUUAUGUGUGUGAGAAUGUCUUAACCAGGUCCAUAAACCUCUGUAGUUUUUCUUUAGGCCUAUAGUAGUAUCAUGCUAUGCUACAGACUACAUGGGAACUGCAUUUAAGCUUAUUUUCAAUCAAUAAGGUCAAUUCUCAAUCAGGGACAGAUACAAUCCUUGUUCAAAUUUGCUGUUAUUCCUUAAUUCAUUGUAAACAUUCCUGCUUCUAUUGUCAGUAGACAUAUGAUGUCUAUUAUUGUAAAUAAGUUGUAUAUUUUGAACUGUACAUUUUGUUCUGUGUAUGCUAAGAGUGAGAUGGGGACGUUGGAUAUGUGUGGGUCUCAGUUUUUACAUGAAUGUACUCUUGUCGAUUUAGUCAGCAUAAUCCUGUUGGUUCUGGCUCCACUGAGCACAGAUCAGGUUACUGUUGACUCAUAUGAUUAAGUUUCUCUCUUUCUCCACUUUAGUUAGGAAAGCCUGUAUCUGUAUUUGCACUUAUAGAAGAUUUGAUUGGCUUUUUCCAAGCAUAUACAUUUUCUGUGGAUGUAUUAUUUAUCACGUCAGAUAUUAGAAUUUAAUAUUAAUCAGUGAAACUAACAUCUAGUGGCUAUUUUACAUGAAACUGGAUACCCAGUAAUUCUUAAAUGUACUGAAAUAAAAACGAUUAAAGUUUUUUUUCCCCUUCACAGGAUGGCACAGUUGAUGAGUAUCUAUCCUACUGCGUUUACAAGUAAAUGCAACCAUUCUGUAAUUGAAUUUCCCCUUAUUUGAUAUCUAAACGUUGGAGUUGAGUGAGUGUUGGUAUUGAUGGAUUUUUCUUUAUCUUGUUUAGACCGAUGCGACAAGUUACUGUUAAUCAGUGAUGGUUUCUUAACUUCUUAAUAGAUUUAGACAUAUUUAAUUUGACAGGGGAAUGCAUGUCCACCUUUUUUGUACACUGGUUAUAUUUUUAUAUGUAAUGUACAUAUUUUAUUGUAGCCAAAUUAUUUCCAUAGAAUACCAUUACUUUUGCAAUACUAUGUGUAAGAUAUGGAAAAGGAAAUUUGAUUGGAUUUUUCUGUUUAUGUGUGUUAUGUCAUUUCAAAUACAGUAAAAAAAGGA